This is a messenger RNA of Nicotiana tabacum (common tobacco), 1455 nucleotides long. Lineage: Eukaryota; Viridiplantae; Streptophyta; Magnoliopsida; Solanales; Solanaceae. The record is from RefSeq and is a predicted model, not a curated record.
AUGCCUGAGGCUGAAAAGGAAGCCACUCAACCUUCUCUUCAGACACAUGACCUUUGGGUCCUGUACACCGAUGACACAUCCAAUACAUGCGGGUCCGGGAUGGGACUCGUACUCGAGGUUCCCGGCGGUAAGAUAAUUUGCCAAUCCAUAAUAUAUCCGAACAUGACUAACAAUAAGGCCGAGUAUGAGGCCGUAAUUACAGGAUUAAUACUGGCACUCAUGUACGGAGCGAAGCGAUUAAAGCUUCAUUAUGAUUCUCAGCUCGUAGUCAACCAGGUUAGUGGGACUUUCCAAAUUAAAGAGCAGAGGUUGCAAAAAUAUCAGACCGAGAUCUGCAUAUUAUUACCCAGUUUCGAUGAGUGCCAGCUGAACCAAAUUCCACGAAAUCAGAACGUCGAAGCAGACGGUCUCGCUAAGUUGGCCACCACCACCGAAAAACGGCACCCUCCCAACAACAAAAUGGAAGCCAAAAAGUUGAGAAUGCAAGCUUCCAGGUACAACCUCCUUCACAAUGACUUAUACAAGAGUACGUACGGCGGUCCCUUGGCAAAAUGCUUAGGCCCAAACCAAACCCAUCGCGUCCUCGAGAAAGUCCAUGAAGGUCAUUGUGGCAGUCACUCCGGUGACCGAGCACUCGUUAGGUGCCCCAUACGGGCCAAGUAUUAUUGGACCACCAUAAAAAAUGAUGCUCUAGGAUUUGUGAAUAACUGUGAGCAAUGUCAAAAAUACGUCCCGAUAAUUUACCAGGAGCAUUCACCCAAGUGCUUGAGCAAGAGAUCUAACUUGGGGCUGGCGCAAUUGUAUUAUAAACUAUUUGCAGAACGGUACCCUCCUAACGACAAAAAGGAAGCCAAAAAGCUGAGAAUGCAAGCUGCCAGGUACAACCUCCUUCACAACGACUUAUACAAGAGUACGUACGGCAGUCCCUUGGAACAAUGCUUAGGCCCGAACCAAACCCAUCGCGUCCUCGAGAAAGUCCAUGAAGGUCAUUGUGGCAGUCACUCCGGUGACCGAGCACUCAUUAGGUUCCUCCAUACGGGCCAAGGAAUGGACAUUGUGGGACCAGGACGAGGUAACGUAAAAUUCCUUUUAGUUUUAACUGUCUAUUUCUUCAAGUGGGUAGAAGUAGGAGCAUUCGCCCAAGUGCGUGAGCAAGAGGUAAUCGCCUUUAUAUGGAAAAAUAUCAUUUGCCGAUUCGGCCUACCCAAAGAGAUAAGCUAUGACAAUGAGCCCCAGUUCACGGGAAGUAAAACCACCAAGUUCUUUGAAAAAUGUCAUAUUAAAAGGAUACUUUCAACUCUUUACCACCCAGCAGGAAACGGACAAGCGGAAUCCUCCAAUAAGUCUAUACUGAACAUCAUGAAAAAGAAACUCGAAGAGGCUAAGGGACUGUGGACAAAUGUACUCCUAGAGGUAUUAUGGGCGCAUAGAACUACCUCGAAGAUGAGCACAUGA